Molecule: messenger RNA, 2017 nt
Organism: Oncorhynchus tshawytscha (Chinook salmon)
Lineage: Eukaryota; Metazoa; Chordata; Actinopteri; Salmoniformes; Salmonidae
Product: Na(+)/H(+) exchange regulatory cofactor NHE-RF2
Exons: 6
Coding region: 1-1131 (376 amino acids)
Biological process (GO): protein localization to plasma membrane
Cellular component (GO): apical plasma membrane
Molecular function (GO): protein-membrane adaptor activity; protein binding
Source: RefSeq, a predicted model, not a curated record
AUGGCCAGCGAACUGAAACCACGGCUUUGUAUCAUGACAAAGAGUGAGAACGGGUAUGGGUUUCACUUGCACGGUGAGAAGGGGAAGAACGGCCAGUUCAUUCGCAAAGUUGAGCCCGCGUCGUCAGCCGAAGCUUCGGGGCUGCGCCCGGGGGACCGUGUCAUUGAGGUGAACGGGGGAAAUGUGGAGAAAGAUACGCACCAUCAAGACCAGACUGCUGGUGGUAGACCGGGAGACGGACGAGUACCUCCGCAGCCUGCGCCUCGUCUGCACCGAGGAGAUGGCUGUCCGUCUGGGGGGACCCACCUCUGUGUCCCCUGCCUCACCCCCAGCCUCACCACCCCCCUCCUCGCCCCCGGCCUCCUCGCCCCCAGCCAGAGAGAGAACGGCUCCGUGUCCAAGCUGCCCACUACCCUGACCAGAGAGGUACCCAAGCCCACGCGAAGGUCUCCGUCGCGGGCCGCCAAGAAGGAGGCUCUGGCCCAUGUUAAUGCCCAUGCCCAGGUGGCGCGGACACCAGUGGACCCAUCGGAGCUGUUCCCCAGGCUGUGCCACCUGGUGCGGGCCGAGACUGGCUACGGCUUCAACCUGCACAGUGAGAAGUCCCGGCCGGGCCAGUACAUCCGCUCCCUGGACCCUGGGUCUCCAGCCGACCACGCCGGGCUCAGACCACAGGACAGACUCAUAGAGGUGAAUGGGGUGAACGUGGAGGGCAUGCGUCAUGCGGAGGUCGUGGCCUUCGUAAAGAGAGGAGGAGAUGAGACCAGGCUCCUGGUGGUGGACCCUGACACAGACCAUCACUUUAAGAAGAUGGGCGUCACCCCAUUGGCCAGCCACGUUAAAGACUUUGACGGUCCGUCCAUAUCCAACGGCUCCCCCAGUCCUCAGAUCAACGGCAGCUUCACCAGCAGCUCCAUCCAGUCACACCACUCUGACCUGAGCAGUCCAGACAACAGCCUGCAGCUGGGAGAGGACGAGGCCAGCCGUCUGAUGGACCCGUUUGCUGAGAUCGGCCUGCUCCUGAGUCCCACUGCGGCUGAGGCCAAAGAGAAGGCACACGCCAAGAGAGCCAAGAAGAGAGCCCCUCAGAUGGACUGGGACAAAAAACACCAGCUCUUCAGCAACUUCUGAACUUUUCUGCCACCCAAUGAGAGAAGCAGAAAGACUGUCGAAUUUGACAUUUCUGUAACUUACCUUCAACAUUCCUACAUUCCAACAUUCCUAAUAUGCAGAUAGAAUGUUGUUCUUUGAGCGUUGGCCAUCCAACACCCACUCCCCCCUGCUUCCAAAAUGGACGGGAUGGAAUGAUGGACAUCUCAUCCUUUACCCCUCCUUCAAUCCUCCCUUCUUCCACCCUUCUCUAUACCCUCAUCCCACCCAGAGAGCUUGUCUGCUGGACUGGACUGGAAUAAGAGACUCCAGCUUCUUUUGAAUCCUCCCGUCAUCAUCAGUCUUUCCCUAAACCAUCCAAUGUCCCUCCUCUUUUACCACUAACUCCCACCUCCUCUUCUACCACUAACUCCCACCUCCUCUUCUACCACUAACUCCCACCUCCUCUUCUACCACUAACUCCCACCUCCUCUGAGGACUGCUCUGGAGAGAGGAGGCACUUAUUUUUGGAUUUAGAAAGUCGAAAAGCACCAUGAUAGGUGUUAGCCAGCCCAGCUAUAAGGAGUAUGGGGAAUAUGGACUAUGUGAGAAGUUUGUGAACACUGUGACCUGAUCUUAAACAUUGGGGUUUGUUUUGACCCUGUAAGAGAAGGAACGUACGCCCAAAGAUGGAUAAAACUCUUCCUCCCAUGAUCCUCCUGUGAUUUUAUUGUGUGAUCGAUGCGCCUCAGACGACUCAAGGAUUCACUCACCAGGAAAAGCACAAACUGGAGGCUGAAUAGCAUUGCUUCUGUAUCAUCUCUGUUUGUAUUUGUAUCACAGCAUCUGUUUUCUCACAAUGUCAUAACAUUUCCACUUUGCUCCCUAUGUUGGAUAUGAACUGGUAUUCAUAGAUGGUGUUAACAAU